AUGGCAUCUGCGAGCGAUGUUCUUACGCUCGUCAGCUCUUUGACCCUUCGUCUUAGCAUAUGGAUCUUUCUGCGAUGGAUACCCACGACAAUUGUCCCUGCACUCGCGACUGCACUCACGCUCGUCUACAUUCCUUCCUUCUUUAGCAGCUUCCAAGACACGGCGCAGUACAGGAUUAUAUCCGAUGAACUCGACAUCAUCGUGAAGGAGACUCUUGAAGGACGAAGCGAUGAUUCCAGCGAAGAGGUACAACUCAUCGACGGUGCAGAUGAGGGGCCACUGGCAGAGCUCGACGUCCAAGAGACUGUUCAGUAUGAGGAAAGGGAGCCCAAGGUGCUGCGCACGUUGCUCACUGGUCUUCCGAGUCCUUCAUCAGCACUAUGGAGCUGGAUCACCUUUGGAAUCAACAUGGCUCUCAUCGCCAUGGCCUUGGAUGUUGUCUAUCGCGCACCAUUGCUUCAUCAAUGCCAUGACGCGAGCUUCGCGCGUGUCGGAUACGUGUCGGAGAACAGCGCAAAGAUCCUGGUGCGAGAGCCAUAUGCCUUUGAUGUGAAGGUCCUCUAUCGCUCAAUCGAUGGCACCGAACGAUCGUGGAUGCACAAGACACAUCGCGCCAGCCAACCCGAAAACUGGCUUACGAACGAGACCGAUUUCACAACCGUCAUGAAAAUCGAGCACCUACGACCCGAUCUGCCUUACGAGUACGUCGUUGAGACUUCGCGCGGAAAUAUUACGGGCACUUUUACAACUGCGCCCCGACCGGGCCGCAUAUCGAUGUUGAAGGACAACAAAUAUACGUUCGUCCACUCGAGUUGCAUCAAGCCCCGCGUCCCAUACACACCAUUCCAACACCCUCUCGAGUUCCCAGGCAUGAAACACCUUGCGCGCUGGCUACCGGAACUCAAGCCAUACUUCAUGCUCUUCCUCGGUGAUUUCAUCUACGUGGAUGUGCCACACCGUCAAGGCAACGAUGCUGAGACAUACAGACGCGAAUACCGUCAGGUCUACUCAUCACCAUCAUGGCCAGCAGUGAGCGAGAACUUACCGUGGAUCCAUGUCAUAGACGACCAUGAGAUUCACAAUGACUGGAACAGUAACAUGACGGGCGUAGCAGUCCCAGCCUACGACGCCUUCACGCAUUACAACGCUGCACCCAACCCACCCCCUCAUCGCGAAGGCGUCACAUACUUCUCCUUCACACAAGGUCCCGCCGAGUUCUUCCUCCUUGAUACGCGUCGAUACCGUACACCGGCGAGCAAAGACGCGUCGGACCCCUCGAAGACCAUGCUCGGAGCGCAACAACUCUCCGACUUGCUUGCUUGGAUUCACAAAGUGCCUCCUCCGGGUGUCCACUGGAAGUUCAUCGUGACUGGCACACCUUUUACAAAGAACUGGCAGUUUGGGUCUGAAGAUACAUGGGGUGGUCAUCUAUAUGAGCGCAGACGUAUUCUGGAAGCGGCAUGGGACCUCUCUUCUACGCACGACAUCGGUGUCGUAGUACUCAGUGGAGACCGACAUGAAUUCGCUGCUACAUCUUUCCCACCACCUAAGGACGGAAAGUGGCCUACGAGUGCUACGGUACACGAAUUCAGCACGAGUCCGUUGAGCAUGUUCUACUUGCCCUUCCGCACAUACAAAGAGACAGAUGAUGAGGAUGUGUGCCUCAAGUACCUUCCUGACGGUAACAGCAAGUUCGGUGCUGUGGAGAUUACGACACCUGAACACGGAGAGCAGAGCUUUGUCAACUACCGGCUCUUCAUUGAUGGGAACGAGGCUUGGACACACUCCAUUAGUACACCUCCGGGAAGAAGUGGAAGCCAUAGGGCGAAGGACGCUGUUUGGGGGUAA
This is a messenger RNA of Alternaria atra, 1848 nucleotides long. RefSeq lists its product as uncharacterized. The coding region runs from base 1 to 1848 and encodes 615 amino acids. The record is from RefSeq and is a predicted model, not a curated record. The transcript is spliced from 2 exons. Lineage: Eukaryota; Fungi; Ascomycota; Dothideomycetes; Pleosporales; Pleosporaceae.